Messenger RNA from Nymphalis io (European peacock), 8592 nucleotides. RefSeq lists its product as uncharacterized. Gene Ontology annotation, biological process: regulation of DNA-templated transcription. The transcript is spliced from 23 exons. The record is from RefSeq and is a predicted model, not a curated record. The coding region runs from base 205 to 8307 and encodes 2700 amino acids. NCBI's taxonomy places the organism in Eukaryota, Metazoa, Arthropoda, Insecta, Lepidoptera, Nymphalidae. Gene Ontology annotation, cellular component: RSF complex.
UAUGUGGCGAUGGCUGUCAUCGAGUUUUAUUUUAUUAUUUUAGGAAAAUAAGUAAAGAAGCUUUCAGUGAUCGUAGAAUGAUGAUAUUUUCGUGAAUCAUGUACAUGUUUUCUAAUAAUCUAAUAGUUGUAAGUGAAAUUGUUAUAUACCGGUAGUGAAAAACACUUAGCGAUGAUAAGUAAAAAAGCUUAAUAAUUGACGACGAUGGCGUCUGAUGGAGAAAUUUCUUGUACGAAUGAUCCUAAUUUCGCCGUUAUUUACUCGUUCUUAAAAGUUUUUGGUAAACUCUACAGUUUAGAAGUACCUACACUAGCCAAAUUACAAGAAUUGAUAGAAAACACACAGGAAGUAUUGGAUCCGUUGAAAGAACUCCACUUGAGAUUGUUGCGUCGUGCUCUUAAAUCAGUACAGAGUAAUAGAUGGGAGAGGUGUCUGAUUAAAUUUUGUCAUCAGCAGUCUUAUCAUCAGGAGGCUUGGGAAAUAGAAAGGUUUUCGUACAAGAAAGCUAGCACUCAAGUGAAAUUGCGUAUAUUGAAAUUGUUACUUGAAUAUCAGUUCACAUGUCAUGCAAAGUUCAAAUCAGCAGUGAAUGCUAUCUCAUGUACUGAGCUCAGGUUGGACCCGAUUGGAAGAGAUAAGAAUGGGUGUGUGUACUGGCUCCAAGUGGACCAUGAAGCAAACCUAUGUCUUUACAAGGAAGAUCAAGAUGAAGAAACUUGGCAGUUGAUAGCAAGCAACCGAGAGGAACUAGUAAAAAUUAUAGGUCAACUGAAAAAUGGUGAGGAGAUCACUCCAUCUGUUGUCUCAAACAAUAAUGAGGAUUCAAGUAGUACAGAAAUCCACAAUGCACAGUUAGAGCCUAAUAAAUCAUCAGAUGUAGAUGAUGAAAAUGAAGAAGAGUUCCUAAGUCCAGAAUCCGAAUCUGAACAUGAUAGUGAUGAUCAAAAAGAACAAAAUAAAAAAUCGAAAUCUCCUGAUAGUAUUAAAAAUAAAUCUAAAGAAGUAUCAGAUGAAAAUGUAAAUAAAGAAGAAAAUAAUGAAGUUGGAAAAAAUUUAGAAAUUAGUGAAACUGAUAAAGAUGUAAAAGUUAUUGAAUCUAAUAAUGGCGUAGAUAAAACUAGUGAAGAUAAAGUCAUAGACAGUUCUAAAGAUGAAAAAGAAGUGAAAAGUGAAUCUUUGGAUCAAGGUGAAAUUGAAUGUUAUAAAGAUGAAAAUGAAGAUGAACCUUAUAAAGACAAAAUUGAAUCCAAUAAAGAUGAAAUUGAAUCUAAAAAAGAUGAAAUUGAAUCUAAAAAAGAUGAUAUUGAAUCUAAAAAAGAUGAAAUUGAAUGUAAUAAAGGUGAAAUUGAAUCUAAUAAAGAUGAAAUUGAGUGCAAUAAAGAUGUAGAAAAAACUCUAGCUGGUGAAGAAAAUAAAUUAGAAACUCUUGAAGAUGUAGAUAGUACUGAAGCAGAUAAAGAUGUAGAUAGUGCUGAAGCAGAUAACGAUGUAGAUAAUACUGAAACUGAUACCAAUACUGAAGUGGACGGCAAUGUAGAAAAUAAGAGUAAUAAAAAAGACAAUGAACCUAGUGAUAUUAAAAGUGUUGUGAAUGAAAAUAUGGAUAGUGUUGAACAAGAUACUGAAAUAACACAAAAACUAUCAGAACCUGUGACUGCAUCUGAGUCAACGGAAGACACAAUCAGUGAAGCGAUUGAAGAACCUUUAAUGAUUAUAACAGGCGAAGGGAAUGGAGCAGAUUGUGAAAGUGCUUAUUUUAUUGGAGAAGAAAUUUGUGAGCCUGUUAUGUUUUUUUAUGGUGAAGGGUGGGGAGCCGACAAUGACACUGGCAACCUAGAUGCUAUACAACAGUCUAAUAGUAAUGAUAAGAGCGAUGAAGAAAACCCUCCCGAAGAAUGUAACGGUGAGAACCAUGAUGUGUCAAAUUCCAACAGUAAAGCCAAAUUAAGUAAAAAUGUUAAAUUAAAAAAUAAAUCUAUAAUCAAGAGGUCAUUAAAGAAACAAUCCAAUGAUGGUACAGACAAUGUUAAAUCAGAUCGUAAGAAACAUUGCAUAAGAGAAAUGGAUAAAUCUAAUGGUUCUAACUCAAACACUUUUAAUGAAAGUGAAUCAAAUAAGGGAUGCAAUGUCAAUGAUAAAAGUACAACAGAGAAUGAGAAGUUAAAGAAGGUAGGCAAAAAGAAAAUUAGGAGUAAAGUUAAAAAGAAACAGCUAUUACGGAAAGUUGAAAAGGAUGAAAGUAAAGAAGCACUUAAUUCUGUAUCAGAAUCUGAAAAUUGCCAGUCUAAUAAAGCCAGUAUUAUUGAGAAGAGAAAGAGUAGUCUCUCUUCUGACCAAAGCGAUGAAAAUAGUGAAGACGAUAAAGAUAAGUCAUCCGAUAAGGAGGCAGCCAAGGUAGACGACGAUUUGCCGCCAAAAAAGAUACGCUUAGAAACACCUGACUCAGAAACAGUGUCACAUUCCAAAGAAACGAGCGACAGUAAAGAAGAAGCUAUAUCAAACGAAAACAAUGAAAACGAAAACUCUAAUACAAAUGUACAAAACGAUUCUUUAACGGUUAGGAAAAAAAUUAAGGCCAGAAAAGGGAAGUUUAAGCCGAAAAAAGCAUUGCAAAAACCCUUUGAAGAGUCGAGUAAAAAUGACAAAGUAGAGGAUACUAAGAAGGAAAGUAAAGGCGUUAAACGAUCGCUGCUAAACGCGAAUGCAAGUGAUAAAAACAAUGAAUCUCAAAGCGAAAGUGACGAAGAGGAACCCGUAACUAUUGGUAAAAGAUUAAAAACAAAACCUAAAAAGAUCAACACGUCGACUAGGAAAAAAGUUGAGGCAAAGCACAUGACGAAGAGUUCGAGUGAAUCUGAGGAAGAAACUCUUUAUAGUUUAGGUAAGAAAACUCCAAAGAAAGUCUUGAAGAAGAAAAUAAAAGGCAAGGAGAAGCAAAAAUCACAAACCCAGUCCGAAGAUCCGGACAUAACCCCCGUGCGACAGUCGCGUCGCAUCGCGCAGAUGAAGAUCAAGGAGGAGGCCGACAGGAGGCACUUGGAAGAGGUUGCGUUGCGAGAGUUAAAGAUGAUACACAAGAAAAAGAGCGCGGAGGAGGAGGAGGAGGAGGCGUCGUGGCGCGCGAGCGACAGCAGCGCCGCGUCGCCGCCGCGCCGCGCGCGCGCGCCCGUGUGGCGCGCCGCCGACUCCACGGGGCCCGACGACUCCGACUCCGACGAGCCGCUGUUCGAGCACGACGAGCCCGACCUGGAAUUCGACAAGUCCGAUCACGAGUUCUCCCCCGAGUCCGACUUGGAGAGCGGCGAGCCCGUGGAGCCUCUCAAGCGAGCGAGGACGUUGGAAGAAGGCGCGGCGGACGGCGUGUGCGCGCGCUGCGGGCGCGGCGAGCAGCCCGAGUGGAUCCUGCUGUGCGACGCGUGCGACGCGCCCUACCACGCCUCGUGCCUCAAGCCGCUGCUGCUCGUCGUGCCCGAGGGCGACUGGUUCUGCCCGCCCUGCAACCACGCCAUGUUAAUAUCCGCCCUGGAGAGGGAGCUGACGAAGUACGACGAGCUGCUCGCCCGCGUGGAGGCGGAGCGGGCGCGCAAGCAGCUCGAGGUGGCGGCGGCCGACAGCUCCGACGAGAAGGCGUCGCCGGGCGGCGCGGACGGCGCGGACGGCGCGGCGGACGGCACGGCGGACGGCACGGCGGGCGACAGCGGCUCGGACGGCAGCAGCGCGUGGUCGUCGGACGGCGCCGUGUACCGCCUGCGCGCGCGGCGCCAGCUGCCCGUGUCGUACCGCGCGCGGGAGUACGACCGCCUCAUCAGCUCCGCCAUCAAGGAAGAAUAUGUUGAACCUACUACGAGCGCGGGUAAUCAAGGCCGGGGGAAAGACAUAUCCACUAUAAUAGAAGCGGCCGAAGAAGAGAAGAUGAAAGCUGAACGAGAUGCUAUUGAACAGGGUAAGCAGAUAGAAGUUAAAAAGAUAAAGAAGAAACAGCGUAAGAAGCAACGGAAAUUGAAUUCGCUUGACGUGCCCUCCGAGGACGACGACGAGACCGACGAGGACUUCAAAGACACCGGAAUGGAAUCGUCGUCUGAGGACAUAUCCUCGUCUGCGGAACGCGGCAGUUCCACAUCUCGCUCUUCCGAUUCGCUACCCAUCCGACGCGCCUGUAGACCCGAUAAGAAAGAUCGCCAGAAAUUUGAGGAAUCGUCGCCGGAGGUCAAGAAGAAGAAAAAGGGAGUAUUCGAUGAGAGUUCGGGAGAAUCGGCUGGGCGCAAGGAGUGGUCGAAAAAAUGCAAGUGGGCGCGCAAGCGAGGCCUGUCGCAGUACGACGCCGCCGGCAACGUGGUGCGCGCGCGCGUCACCUACGGCGGCCUCAGCGACGAGCCCAACGACUGGUCGCCCAAGCACCGCACCCGCCGCCGCAAGAUCGACUACACCGAGAUGCCCAACACGGAGUCCGAAGACGAGAUGCACAAGUCGAGCGGGAAGCACAUGCCGGACAGCUCGGACGAGUUCAAGGUGGACGACUCGGACGUGACGUCGGACUCGGACUCGGACCGCGCCAAGCGCCGCAAGGAGGAGGCCGCCCAGUCCGGGGACGAGAGGCAGAGGGCUCUGUGCGACCUCAUCAGCAAGACGGCCGUGGUGCCCCUGCAGAAGCUGCCCGACGACGUCACCAGGAUGAAGACUGAGGAACUGCAUGCGACGCUGGCUUUAGAAUCUCAGUCGCAAAUGAGUAGCACUCCGAGGCCUCUUCGCGGUCGCGGUAGCAGAGGCGGUCGAGGCAGCAGGGGCGCGCGCGGGCGGGGCCGCGGCGCGGGCGCGGCGGACGACGCGCUGGCCAAGCUGGUCGGCGUCAAGAUCAAAGACUUGAAGCCCGACAGCGUAAUGGGACCUCUGAGACCGAAUCAAGCCGAACGUGAGAAAAAAAGACAAGAGCGUGAAGCGAAACUAGCUGAAAAAGAAGCGAGGAAGCAAGAACGGAUGCAGAAGAAAGAGGAAAAAGAGAAACUAAAGGAGCAAAAGGCCAAGGAGAGAGAAGAGAAACGUCUGGCGAGACUAGCUCUACAGGAGAGUAAGAGAGUGAAGAAGGAGAAAACCGAAUUCGUUGGUCCCCCAGGAUACCCCCCCGGAAUGUCCGUACGACCGGAGCGGCCGUACGGCAGCCCCGGGCCAAGACCGCCGCCUGAUUACCAGGAACAGAGGUUCCCAGUUGCUCCGAGGUUGCAGGUUCGACCCGAACUACGCGGUAUAGCGUCUGUGGACGAACGGUCACCACUUGCCCACAGACCCGACCAACACCAUAACGUUAUGCGAGAAGGUACGCUGUCGGUGGCCGGGUCGCCGCAACCUUUCAAACCGGUCACAGAGGAGCCGAGCAUUAUAACAAGGAUGCCGCAUAUGAUUAACCAGCAAUACAGGGGGUCUAUGAUGUACCCGGCCGGCAAUCCCCCGUACGGUCCCCGCGGGCAGGGAGUGCCAAUGUACCAGAUGCACCCCGGCCUCAACCAGGGCGCGCGGGCGCAGUACCCGCAGUACUACUCGCACAUACAGGGCCUGCCCGCAUACCCGGUGCGACCCGGCGGGGCUCCCCCCGCCUCCUCUCCGGGCCCUCACCGCCCACUGGGCCCCAGCCCGCUGGCGCACGGCCCCUCGGUUUCGCCCCACGGGCCGCCGCACCGCCCUCCCGUCUCAUCGCCGCACGGGCCGCCCUCGUCUUCGCCGCAAUCGCACUACGGCCCACCGGGGCCUCAUCCGCACGGUAUGCCCGGGCUCCGACCGCCCCACGCGCCUCACGGGCCCCCCGUGUCCGGUCCGCACGGGGUUCUCAGACCGCCAGGACAUCUCAGCGGCAGACCGGAGCUCCAGGGAGCGCAUCCCCCCGGCUCGUCCGUCUCGAAUCCACACGUUCCGCCGGGCGUGUCACCUCAUGGCCCUCCGGUGUCGUCGCCCCAUGGACCGCACAUGGCCAGCGGGCUGCCGCACGGUCACUCCGGUCUAUUACACGGACCUCCGGGGAUGCGCCCCUCCAUGCCGCUCGGCAUGCCUCACGGUCCGCCGGUAUCGUCUCCGCACGGCCCGCCCCUGCUGGGGAGCCACCAGAAUUCUAUGCCGCGGGGAUUGGUCCCAGGGAUGGUGGCCGGUAUGCGAGGCCCAGGUCCAGUGGCGGCCGGUAACGUCGUCGUCCGGGUGCCUACACCCGGGGCUCCUUCAGUAUCGCCGGCACCGGUGCUUCCUGGACAAAAAUCGCCAUCGACGAAUUCAUUAUCAGAUGUCGUCGCAGAACCACCGAUAACGAUCAAGGCUGAAGUUAAAACAGAACCCGAGUAUCAAUCGCCACCCGUGUCUCCAAGCGAUCGGCCCACCUCGCCUGAACCUCUCAGAAAUCAUCCCAAAAUCAAGCAUACGGAAAAUAAAGAUGGAAGGCCGCGAUACCCGCUGGGCCCGUACGCGCCGCAGUACGGCCCUUAUGGUCCAUAUGCACCGCACGCACCACCGAAUUCGCAGCCCCAAGAAACCUUACUUAAUCUUCAAACGCGACUACAUCACAACCCCAUGCAACGUAUGCCUUCAAAUGUCCGACCUUUUUUGCCAAAUAAUCCAAAUGAUAUGAAACCGGUCGAUUCGAUUCCCAGGUCUGGUUUAGAACGACCGCAGUUUAAUGAAGUUCGUUCGUCAGUUUCCGAAAGACCGUUAAUACCUCACGAUAUCUCGAGACCUUCACAUCUGGACAGGCCUUUAAUGCAUGAGAUGAUUCGGCCCUCGGGACCUAAUUCUUCAGUUCACGAUAUACAGAGGCCUUCUUCAUCUGAAAGAACCGUUCCUGACAGGACGAUGAUGCACGAUAUGCUCAGACCUUCCGGUCAAGAUCAAUCGCCAAUACAUGAUAUGUCGAGGCUGCAUGGACUUGAUCGACAGUUGCCGCAAGACAUGCCAAGGCCACCCGGAACUGAUCGUUCAUUGAUACAAGAUAUGCUCAGACCAACUGGGACUGAUCAUCAAAUGAUGCACGACAUGCCAAGGACACCGGGUCCCGAUAGACCUUUGAUGCAUGACAUACCGAGACCACCCGGUCUGGAUCGACCUCCUGGUCUUGAAAGGCCUCCGAGUAUGGAUAGGCAUCCUGGUAUGGAUCGACCUCCUAGUAUGGAUAGGCAUCCUGGUUUGGAUCGGCCUCCUGGUCUUGAAAGGCCUCCUAGUAUGGAUAGGCAUCCUGGUAUGGAUCGGCCUCCUGGUCUUGAAAGGCCUCCUAGUAUGGAUAGGCAUCCUGGUAUGGAUCGGCCUCCUAGUAUGGAUAGGCAUUCUGGUAUGGAUCGGCCUCCUGGUCUUGAAAGGCCUCCUAGUAUGGAUAGGCAUCCUGGUAUAGAUCGGCCUCCUGGUCUUGAAAGGCCUCCUAGUAUGGAUCGGCCUCCUAGUAUGGAUAGACAUCCUGGUAUGGAUCGACCUCCUAGUAUGGAUAGACCUCCUAGUAUGGAUAGGCCUUCUGGUAUGGAUAGACCUCCUGGUCUGGAUAGACCUUUGAUGCACGACAUGCCGAGGCCGCCUGGCCCUGAGAGAACUUUGUUACACGACAUGCCAAGACCACCUGGCCCAGACAGACCUCUGAUGCACGAUAUGCCAAGACCACCGGGUCCAGAAAGAACUUUAAUGCAAGAUAUGACGAGACCACCAGGCCCGGAUAGAUCGUUGAUGCACGACAUGCCUAGGGGAGCCGGUUCCGAUCGUCCGCUGAUGCACGACAUGUCACGACCUCCGGGCUCUGAACGUCAGAUGAUACACGACAUGCCAAGGGCUCCCGGUCUGGAUCGAUCUAUAAUCCACGAUUUGCCCAGGGCUUCGGCACCCGAAAGACUAAUGGGUCAUGAUCUACCUCCACACUACCCGUACAUGAGACCGCAAGGUCGUUUGCCUUACGGCGUGCCGUUGCUACGAGCCCCCCACGCUGGCCGGUCCAGUCCCGGGAUGCCGCACUACGCACCCUACCAGGACAUGCACAGAUUAGAGAAGCAGCCUCCGAUGCAGACUCUGCGGGAAUCGGUUCUAACGCCAACCAAACCGGCCUCACCCAGAGACGAAACCGAAAAAGAUGCCGAGAGAGAAAGCGGAGCCGAAUCACCGAACGACGUCGACGACGAUCGUUCGUCUCCACCCGAAACUAAACCUCAGUUCCUGAAAAUACCCGGCGCUGUAAAUAAAUAUAUUCCGGAAGGCAAGCUGGUUCCCAUCAAAACGGAGGCCCCUGGCGACGAUGGCAGCGUGUUCGGGGGCCUCGUGAGCUACUUCUCGAGCCAGCGGGAGGACGACUUAGACGCGUAAUAGUGAGUAGUCCACUUGUAAAUAUAACAUAGAUAAUUUUAUUUAUACCGACGGCGAUAGACGCCCUGUGACGUACGCUAUGUAUGAUAUUUUAUGAAGUAAAAAUAUUUAGUUCGACGAAGUUCAAUGAGUCUUUUUGGUCUCGAAUAAAAGCGAUGUAUUAUUUUGUUUACGUUUAAGUGAGAUUUAUUUAUAUACAGAACGAUAAGUACUUAUGGUAUACUCUAAAUACGAAUUCUAUUAAAGAUCGAUAAUUUCUUUUUUGCAAAUAAAUGUUUUCUCCUA